UUUGGCUAUUAGUCACUCACUCACAUGUGAAAAUUGGAUGAGAUCUAAGCAAGAUCUGUUUACAAAAGACUAACAUUGAUAUCAAAAUAAUAAAGCAAAAGGAAAAAAAACCUCACUUUCACGAGAUCCAAUUCCAAAAUCUUACUUUCUUCUUCCACUUUUUUAUGUAUUUAGGUACUAAAAUAGAACCCUAAAAACACUAGCUAGCUUCCCCCUUUCUCUCUCUCCAAUUCUCUCUCAAUCAAGAAAUAGCAUGAUGAAAAUCUUGAGUAGGGUUCUGGAGUAUUUUUUGAGAGAAGCCCACUCAUAAAAAUGAAAUCUUUUCCACUCCCACAUAAUAAAAAUGAAAUCUUUUUCACUCCCAAAUAUGUUUGAGAUUUCAACAAUCUGCAAUUCCAAAUUUUCUUGUGUGUUUACUAUCUAUAUUUUGUCACAAAUCACCAGCCCUGAACAGGAGGAAAUAUAGCCAAAAAAAGAGAAGAAAAUGGCAUCCUCCUCCACAACCUCGCCGUGCGCGGCGUGCAAGUUCCUCCGGCGAAAAUGCCUCCCCGAGUGCGUCUUCGCGCCCUACUUCCCGCCCGACCAGCCGCAGAAAUUCGCCAACGUGCACAAGGUCUUCGGCGCCAGCAACGUGACCAAGCUUCUCAACGAGCUCCAGCCCCACCAGCGUGAAGACGCCGUGAACUCCCUCGCGUACGAGGCCGACAUGCGCCUCCGUGACCCCGUCUACGGCUGCGUCGGCGUCAUCUCCCUCCUCCAGCACCAGCUCCGCCAGCUCCAGAUGGACCUCAGCUGCGCCAAAUCCGAGCUCUCCAAAUACCAGAAUCUCGGCCUCCUCCACCACCACCACCACCAGGGGACGAUCAACCUCGCCCACGACCGCCACCACUUCCACCACCAGCUCUUUCCGGUCACCAACCAGCAGAUGAUCAGGGCCUUUGACGGCGGGAGCGGCUACGAUGCCAGCAGCCUGCUCGCCAUGAACAUGUCCGCCAGCAUCGGGCAGCUUGGGGGGUUUCCGCAGUCGAGGGCGGCCGGGACUGCGGCCGAUGGGAGGCGCACGCCGGUGGAGCCGUCUUGAAUUUAAUUAAUUAGGGUUUGGAUCAUGUUUUUUUUUUUGUUGAGGAUUUUAUGAGAGAGGGAUGUUAGUUAUAUUAUUAUUAUUAUUAUUAUUAUUAUUAUUAAUAUAGAGGUAAAGGAAAUCACAUGACCUAAGUUUUAUUAUUAUUUUUAUUAAUUGUUGCUGUUUUUUUGU
Messenger RNA from Salvia hispanica, 1255 nucleotides. It is a transcript of the gene AS2, whose product is annotated as Lateral organ boundaries (LOB) domain family protein. NCBI's taxonomy places the organism in Eukaryota, Viridiplantae, Streptophyta, Magnoliopsida, Lamiales, Lamiaceae. The record is from RefSeq and is a predicted model, not a curated record.